UCAAAAUGAAGUUAUAGGAAUUGUUUGUAGUUUAUGUGAAAAAAAUUAUGCAAAAAAAUCAUCAACACGACCACUUAUAGAUCAUUUAACAAAAGAACAUAGUAAUAUUCUUUCUACGACAAAUCAAUUACAAAAACCAUAUAAAGAAAAUGAUAAUAAAAGAAUAAAAGAAUGUACAGAUGCUGUUAUUAAUUUUAUUGUUGGGUUCCAAAUGCCAUUUUCAGUUGUAGGAAAUUUUUGGUUUAAAAAAUUAUGCAAUAUCUUUGAUUCAUGGUAUAUCUUACCAACAUGUCAAUCUUUACAAAAUCAAAUUUAUCAAAUAUUUGAAAAUCAUCAUAAUUUAAUUGCAAAAGAAUUAUCAGAGCUUACAGUAAAAGUAUUGCAUGUAUAUGUAUAUUAUAUUAAAAAUCGUUGUUUAAAAUUAACCACUCAUAUUUAA
Molecule: messenger RNA, 439 nt
Organism: Entrophospora candida
Lineage: Eukaryota; Fungi; Glomeromycota; Glomeromycetes; Entrophosporales; Entrophosporaceae
Source: the annotation of a GenBank genome assembly